UCAAUAUCUUCAACAAACAGUUGAGUGCGUUCAUGAAACACAGGGACAUGUUGAUAUCGUCCUCAACCUACAAGACAUAUGCUGUAAUUAUUCCCUCAGGUAUCAAUCAAUUCAGUUAACUUUUAUAUUUCUCAAGUAGAAAUCAUACGAUAUCACUUUAAAAUAACAUCAUGUUCUUUCACUGUGUUUUUUUUUUGCAAAUACAUCUAAAAAUACCCGCUGCAAUGCGCGGGGUAUUGUGUAGUAUGUGUUGUCAGUGUUGAUAUCUCCUCCCUAAUCCAACCAUCCAUCCAAUCGCCACCUGAGGUGGAAUGUUUGUUUCUCAAUUUUUCACCUUUUGCAUUCCUCCCAUUUGCUUUAAGAUUCAUUUUCAGCUUACCAAGUGAACCUAAGAAAGCACACAAGAAUCAUUUUAUAACUUAGGUAAUGUUUUCAGUAUAAAUAAUGAAAAUAUGUAAAAUUGCCUCAUGAUCGACUUAAAGGAAGAAUACGAUUAGUUUAAAAUGUUUGACGUGUAACAUAUCCAAUAUUAAAGUUUGAGUAUUGCUAUCCAUACUUAAAAAAAAUUAAAAACAUAUAGUGUAAACUCUAUAUAUAUGCAGUGCAAAUGUACGAGGAAACUAUCGUUAAAGGAUGACUAAGAUUUAUCUACGUCACCGUAGUUUUACUCAUGAUGACGUAGAUAAAUAUCAGGCUUCCAUUUUGUAUCCAACAAUAAUUUUCAGGUUUACACACUAUAUAUGAAGUUGCACUACAUAUUUUACAAAAAUACCUUACAAAGUUUUUACAAGCAAAGCUAAUAACAAUUCUCACUAAAAAAAAAUGCUCUUGACCAUUUGAUUUUAACCAUAUGAAAGUUACAGUACUCACAGCAUGCAACAUCUGCGUUUGAAAAGUUUUUAAGAAAAAGUUUGCAUGCAAAUGAAAGUUUAGGUGUGCAAAUAGGAUGAACGCAACCGUUAAGAAGCAAACCAGACUUUCUCACUAUGUUCUGCUGCUGCCGUAUUGUUAAAGACAGCAGUGCACGUCUGACCGGAAAAACUAUCCAGUUUGAACGCCAUGGCUCGGCAGCCCGCGCUCGUCGUCGUCGUCGUCGCAGCUGUCGCGCUCGCCGGCGGCGGCUCGCUCGGCUUCGAGUUCCAUGAGGCCACCGUCGACGCCAUCCAGCUCGGCUUCAGCAACGGCAGCCUCACCUCCACGGCGCUCGUCCGCUUCUACCUCGACCGCAUCGCCCGCCUCAACACGCUCCUCCACGCCGUCAUCGAGGUCAACCCCGACGCGCUCGCCCAGGCGGCGCGCGCCGACGCCGAGCGCGCCACCGGCCACCGUUGCGGCCCGCUCCACGGCGUGCCCGUCCUCCUCAAGGACAUCAUCGCGACGCGCGACCGGCUCAACACGACGGCCGGGUCGCUGUCGCUGCUCGGCGCGGUCGCCAGGCGCGACGCCGGCGUGGUGGCCCGGCUGCGGCGCGCCGGCGCCGUCGUGCUCGGCAAGGCCAACCUCCCCGAGUGGGCCAACUUCCGCAGCUCGCCGGGUCUCCGCGGCUGGAGCGCACGCGGCGGCCAAUCCCGGAAUCCAUACGUGCUCUCGGCCGAUCCGUGCGGGUCGAGCACCGGUCCGGCGAUCGCCGCGGCGGCGAACAUGGCGGCGGUGACGGUGGGGACGGAGACGACGGCGUCGAUCCUGUGCCCAGCGGCGGCGAACUCGGUGGUGGGGAUUAAGCCGACGGUUGGGUUGACAAGCCGGUCAGGUGUUAUCCCGUUCACAACUAGGCAGGACACCGUCGGACCGUUAUGUCGAACAGUGGCAGAUGCUGUCCAUGUGUUGGAUGCUAUUGUGGGUUAUGAUGCUCUUGAUGCCAAAGCCACAAAAGCAGCAUCGAAGUAUAUCCCUGCUGGUGGAUAUGUGCAAUUCUUGAGAAUUGAUGGGUUGAAGGGUAAGAGGAUUGGCAUACCAGACGGUUUUUUUGAUUUCCCAAAUGGAACUGUCAGGAAGAUGGUGUACAAGCAACACCUCAACACAAUGAGGCAACAGGGUGCAGUUGUAAUCGAAAACCUCGAGAUAGCUAAUUUGAGUGUCAUAUUCGAUGGCACUAAAAGUGGAUUGCUCACCGCAUUGCUGGCCGAGUUCAAGCUAAACCUGAACAACUAUCUGUCAGACUUAUCAUACUCGCCAGUUCGUUCUCUCGCUGAAAUAAUUGCAUUCAACAAUGCACAUCCUGUCGAAGAGGAGCUGAAAGAGCAUGGACAGAGCAUCUUGCUGAUGUCUGAAAACACAGCCGGGAUCGGCCCUGCAGAGAAGGCUGCGAUCCGUCGUCUCAACGAGCUGUCAGUGAAUGGGGUCGAGAAGCUCAUGAACGAUCAUCAGCUGGACGCCAUCGUGACGCCGGACUCCGCCGCCGCCGUCGUCCUCGCCUUCCAUGGCCUCCCCGGCGUGGUUGUGCCGGCAGGGUACGACGAGAAAGGAGUCCCCUUUGGUGUCUGCUUCGGUGGAUUGAAGGGGUACGAGCCGAGGCUAAUUGAGAUGGCUUAUGCCUUCGAGCAGGUUACCAAAGUGAGAAUGCCUCCAAUGUUCAAGCCAUAGAUUAUGCAGUUUAAGGUUGCAAGUGUAAAAAAAAACAAACUAGAUGAUAUCCCGAGUGUUGCUGGUGUGCCGUUGCUCAAAAUUGUUUGGUUUCAGGUUACAAAUUUUCAACCAGUGUGUGAGAAAAUAAAGUACUACUUUUUGUACUA
Messenger RNA from Oryza sativa Japonica Group (Japanese rice), 2732 nucleotides. RefSeq names its product probable amidase At4g34880. NCBI's taxonomy places the organism in Eukaryota, Viridiplantae, Streptophyta, Magnoliopsida, Poales, Poaceae. The record is from RefSeq and is a predicted model, not a curated record.